UCGGUAACCGUAAACUUCAAGAUUAAAAUGUUACUUAGAAUACUUGUGCCUAUAUUAAACCCCCUCAAAAAUGGAGGGAUUCGGCGGACAGCACAUGUGUUUACACGUUCUGCAUCGAGUCUGUCAUCGCAGGCAAUAAUGUACUCUAAACAAGGUGAUCCUAACUCGGUGCUAUAUCUGGAAAACAGUCAGAUAUUGCCAGCCCUGAAAGACAAUGAAGUGCUGGUGAAAAUGAAAAUGGCACCAAUCAAUCCUUCUGAUAUUAACAUGAUCGAAGGGACCUACCAUAUGCUACCAGAACUUCCAGCUGUCUGCGGGAACGAGGGGGUCGGUGAGGUUUUGGAGGUAGGGAAAGGUGUGUCUAGCUUCUGUCCUGGAGACUGGGUAAUCCCUGCAGGUACUGGUUUUGGAACCUGGAGGACUUUCGCAGUGUCCACUCAAGAUAUGCUAAGAAAGGUUCCAAAUGAUGUACCUGCAAUCAGUGCUGCCACAAUUAUGGUCAAUCCUUGUACAGCUUACCGAAUGCUAAAGGACUUUGUCUGUUUACAUGAAGGUGACAUUGUGAUUCAGAACGGUGCAAAUAGUGCUGUUGGUCAAUCAGUUAUUCAGAUAGCAAAGGAGUGGGGAUACAAAACUAUCAAUGUUGUAAGAAACAGACCAGACUUUGAUCAACUUGCAGAGUACCUUAAAGGUUUAGGAGCCACCCAUGUGGUUACAGAGGAGUUUUCUCGAUCUCAUCAAAUGAGAGACUUGAUCAAAUCAAUGCCAUGUCCCCCAAAAUUAGCAUUCAACACAGUAGGUGGUGAUAGUGCAACAAAUCUUCUCAAACAUUUGGACAGCAAAGGUGUAAUGGUGACAUAUGGAGGAAUGUCCAAAAAACCAGUGGUGGUAUCUACAGGAGCCCUUAUUUUUAAGAGGGUGAGGCUAACUGGCUACUGGAAUGCUAAAUGGGUGCAAGAGAACAAGGAAAACCCAGAACUUGUGAGGAUGUUUGAUGAUCUGUUUGACUUAGUCAGAGAACGCAAGCUUUUGCCACCAUCCUCAGAAACAUUUUCUCUGUCUGAUUUCAAGCUAGCAGUCAAAUCCUCCCUGGAGGGCUAUAAAGGAAGCAAGAAAAUUUUCCUCAUGGAUGAUUCUUCCUCCUGAUAUUAUUUUGUUAAAAAAAUAGUAAAUGGGUAUAUAUUAGUAAAACAUCUCAUGUGUCAAGUAUUAAAGCACUUUAAUUUAGGAAUAU
This is a messenger RNA of Saccostrea echinata, 1234 nucleotides long. RefSeq names its product enoyl-[acyl-carrier-protein] reductase, mitochondrial-like. Gene Ontology annotation, biological process: fatty acid metabolic process. The record is from RefSeq and is a predicted model, not a curated record. Bases 28 to 1146 code for a protein of 372 amino acids. NCBI's taxonomy places the organism in Eukaryota, Metazoa, Mollusca, Bivalvia, Ostreida, Ostreidae. Gene Ontology annotation, molecular function: trans-2-enoyl-CoA reductase (NADPH) activity. Gene Ontology annotation, cellular component: mitochondrion. The transcript has a single exon.